Messenger RNA from Podospora bellae-mahoneyi, 3521 nucleotides. RefSeq lists its product as uncharacterized. Bases 381 to 3521 code for a protein of 1046 amino acids. The record is from RefSeq and is a predicted model, not a curated record. The transcript is spliced from 4 exons. Gene Ontology annotation, biological process: regulation of DNA-templated transcription. Gene Ontology annotation, molecular function: DNA-binding transcription factor activity, RNA polymerase II-specific; DNA binding. NCBI's taxonomy places the organism in Eukaryota, Fungi, Ascomycota, Sordariomycetes, Sordariales, Podosporaceae.
CCGAAGCCCACCCACACUAACCCCUUUUGGGCACCGGCUGCAACGGCGAAACUGCUCAGCCUCUCCUUCAAGCACGCCCACUCACAGCACAGCGCAUAACAUGGCUGAUAGCAUAGGUCGUUGAAUAAGCGGUGCGGCAGAUGCUUGAUCUCUGACCUUUUCCAUCCCUCUUUACCAUUUGACCGUUUCCAAGGCCCCUCUUUCAAACUGCCCACUUCUUGUUGUUUCUACAAUCAUCAUUCUUAAUCAUUCUUAGAUAGCUUCAAGACGAGGUAAAUACAUCGUUCCUGGCGAUACUAGUCAGCUUCUCCGCUAUUUGGUUCAGUCCCCUUAUUUUGAUGGUUACCUGAAUCCACGGGGGAUUCGCCUCUCUCUCCACCAUGGAGCCCACGCCAGAGUUUAUAAGGAUUCGCUCGAGACAGCCCGUCAAUGAACGGGAUCAGAGCAGCCUGAGUAUAAGCAGCAGCUCUGAUUCUGCUUAUGGUUCAUCGAGCGAGAGUUGCUCCCCAGCAACACAUGAUAUCAGUCGAGUUAGCUACCAUGUCAAGCACCUCGAGAGCUUUGCCCAGGCUUUGGAAGAUUCAGCGAGCAGGGCAUUCCCAAACCGAGGCCCUACCCAGCGAUAUACCAAGGUCCACGCCCUGAUGCUUCACUGGAAGAGUGAUGAUUUGUUUGUUUUGCCAGAGUUGGAGGACUUGGAGAAGUGCUUCCGGGAUCACUACUGCUUCGAGACCGACAUCUUUUCGAUUCCGUCUGAGAACUCUCACCUGGAGUUGAUGCUCAGGAUAGGUGACAUGGUCAAACAAUACGAAUCCGAACAGACACUAUUCGUGGUCUACUAUGGAGGUCAUGCCAGGAUAGACGAGUCACGGCAGAGCACCUGGUGCGCUAAUCGCCGUCAUGAUUCACCGUGGCUACAAUGGUCUGCCAUCCAAACUCUCCUCGAAAGAUCAAUAUCAGAUGUGUUGAUUCUUCUUGACUGUUGUGCCGGAGCAGCCAGUGCCACAUUCCCAACAGGCCAAAGCAUCACCGAGACCAUCUCCGCUUCGAGUUGGGACGCCAUCGCCCCUGAUCCGGGAAGAUAUUCUUUCACCAACACCUUGAUCGAGGUUCUUGAAGAGUGGAGAGGAAAGACAUUCUCGGCCGCGAUGCUGCACGCCGAGGUCCUUGCUCGUUUGAAGCAUCCACGUCCCAUCUUGAUCAACGGCAAACACUUCGAGGCGAGAUCAACACCAGUUCACUUCAUGAUGACGUCGAACCACAAAGCACCCAGCAUCGAGAUAUGCCGACUGGUGCCACCAAAACCUGCCAAGUCCCGUCGUGGCAUGGCAUCGAGCUCAGUCCCAACGGGUCGGGACUGGCACCAGCCAUUCCCAUCCUCGAUGGAUGACAUGAUUCCGACGGCCUCGGAGCCGAAUGAGGACGAGCCUCACGUGAUGAUUUCCCUGGCUCUGGAGGAUGACCAGAAGCUGGAUUUGAAUAAGUGGGAGGAGUGGCUGGCAAGCUUUCCUGCGCUGGCGAAGUUUGUCAAGGUGCAAGGCGUCUUCAAGAGCCAUUCGACACUUUUGUUGCUAUCACUACCGGUGAUGGUGUGGGAUUUUCUUCCUGACGAUCCAGCAUGCUCAUUUGUGGCAUUCAUUCGGUCAAACAACCUGUUGCGAGAACCAAAAGAGAGUAGUCCCGAGCCAACACCAGCUGAAGCAAGCGUCCCUGCCACCGCGACGCAGGGAGUACAGCCAGAGCUCAGUCGUAAAGUCCAACCAGAGCUCGCCCAGGACGAUGCCGAAUCCUAUUCCGGAUCUACCCUCGCCCAGACCGAAAACAUGGAAACCGUCCGUCACGGGGCCAGCGUACCAAACAUCCCCGCAGACCCCUGGACAUCAAUCCACCGAGCCGAUUCCAUGCCCUUAACCCCAUACUCCCAAGUCCUCGCCCCUCAGCCCUCCUCCAGCAGCUUAUUCACCUCCCUAAGAAACAUGGGCUCAGCCAUAUCCCUCUCAGGCCAACAACAACAACAACAACCCCGCCCAGCCUCUCUCACCUCCCCCUCCCAUCACACCCCCGACAUAACCAGAACAAUGAUCCUCAACCGCUCCAAAUCCUCCAAACGCUCCACUUUUUCGCCGGACGAAGAAAUCCCCCCAGGCCACCAACUAGCCAAACACGUCCUCCACCGCCUAGAAGAAUACUUCCACCGCGACCCCGAACCAAACCUAGCAGUCCUCGAGCAUUUGGCCUCCCAUUUGGGGGUGGAAACAAACGACAUCAGGGUCUGGUUCCACAACCGCAGGGAACAGCACCGGCUGGACACCAACCUCCAGACCUUGCGCCUCCCCUCCAGAGAACCAGUCGACCCGGGUGACGAGCCAGACAUGAUACUCCCGGGCCAUCUGAACCGCCUCUUGGAGAUUUACCCCUCCAAGGGGAUCUUGUUGGUUGACCUGCGCUCCAGCACCGAUUUCGAACGGUCCCACAUCCACAACUCCAUCAAUUUACGAGCCCCACUCAAGUUUAUCAGUUGGGCAAGCCUGGAAAUGGUAGAAGACACCUUUGUGGACGACCAAUCACGACGGUCGUUCUCCAAGUGGUCGACCUGCCGCUGCGUGGUCUUUUACGACCGCGUGAUAGAAUUUCCAUGGGAGUGCCCGACUGCCUCGGCGCUAGGCAAAAAAUUCGGGGAGAAGGGGUGGAAGGGAAGGUGUUUUGUGCUCAAGGGUCAUUACAGGGAGUUUUCGGCCAGUUUCGAUAGGUACAUCUCGGGAGAAAAGAUGACGCAAGAAGCAAAGGAGUAUCUGGAUGGGUUGAGGCAGAAAGGGGGGAGUUUGACUGAGGAGGAGGGCAGGGAGAGGGAUGGGUUGUUUGAGGCCUGGUUGGAGGGGUGGGGGGGGAAGGGGAAGGGGAAGGGGAGUAAGGGGAAUGAGCUGGUGCCUGGUAGGAAGGUGGAACGACUCAGGGAGGUGGAGGAGAGGCAAGGGGAGUUGGAGAGGGAGUUUGAGGGGCGGUUUCCGGCGCUGUGGAGGAAGGGGUUGAUGAUGGGGAUGAUGAGGAAGGAUUCUGCUGCUGUGCUACCGGAGGAGGAGGGGGGGUACUCCCCCAUCGCGCCGAGUGUGAGUCCGCCUCCGCCGUUUGAGUCGGGAGCAGGACAACAGGGGUUCAAGGAUGUGGAGUGGCAGAAGAGGAAGGGGAUUGAGGAGGAAGGGGAGGCGGUGUUUGUGGGGCCGUUGGCGAGGGGGUUGGAGAGGAUGAGGGAGGCGGGGAUGGGGUUGGGGAGUCAGACUCCUUCUCCGACAAGCGGGACUCCUGUCGGGGAUCUGAAGGGGAAGAUGAUGGGGUUUGACUAUGAGUAUACCUCUGGAGUCACCGAGGAAGAAUACGAGGAGAUUGAUGCUGUUCAAGAGGGCCUCACUCCCGCCACUGCCACGGGCGACAUCAAAGGUGGAGGAGGAGGAGUAAUAAACAAGGUGGUCAAGAAACGAGGGGUGGUGAGGGAGUGGUUGAGGGGUGGGACGGGGAAUAAGUAG